This is a messenger RNA of Musca domestica (house fly), 609 nucleotides long. RefSeq names its product glutamic acid-rich protein-like. The transcript has a single exon. Lineage: Eukaryota; Metazoa; Arthropoda; Insecta; Diptera; Muscidae. The coding region runs from base 1 to 609 and encodes 202 amino acids. The record is from RefSeq and is a predicted model, not a curated record.
AUGAAAUUAUCUUAUCUCUUAGCCUUGGCCUUCUUGGCUGUACUGUGUAUGGUACGCCACAGUUCUGGUGCUUCAGUCCAUGUCACCGAAAAGCCGGAAAUUCAAAAGGCUGUCGCCGAACACCGAUCGACGGAAACUGAACUAAAACCUGAAGAAGCCUCGAAGGACGACAAUGACGACGAAGACGAGGAUCUUAACAACAAAUUGUUGGAAACUGAAGAUGGCGAACUCGAAGAGGAUGAAGAUUACGAUGAAGAGGAAGGCGAUGAUGAUUACGAUUAUGAUUUGGAAGAAGCCGAUACUCGGGCCAACAAACAACGCAACCGCCGCAUCAGGAGAUUGCGUAAAAUUCGCCGUAACAGACUUAUUCGCCGUCGUCGCAACCGUAACCGCAAGCUCCGUAAGCAGCGUAAGCAGCGUAAACAACGCAAGAUCCGCAAGCAGCGCAAGAUCCGUAAGCAACGCAAGAUCCGCAAGCAACGCAAACUCCGCAAGCAAAGAAAACAGCGUAAGCUACGCAAACAACGCAAACAACGCAAGAACCGUAAAAACCGCAAGCCACGCAGAUUCCGCAGGAGGCGUAUUGCAAGACGCAAACAUUCCGGUUAA